GGACCUCGGGUUUGGUUUUGCGUUUCGCAGUAGUCGGUUGAAAUUAGAUGAAUUCGAUGCACUAUUUAUAAAUUUAAUCAAGUAAACAGCAAGCAAACAGUGUAAUGCAUUAAAAACAGCAUUAGCAUUAAACCUAACUCGGAUCUCUUCGAACUACAAUGUCUAAGAUUGGACCAAAUAACCUCUUUAUCGUCUUGGACAAGACAGAUAGUACGUGCUCUGAUGAGUACUUGUUGUGCUGCCGCGCCUGUCUGUCCACCGACGUCAGAUUGUACAAUAUUCAUGAUUAUAAACUUGCUAAAGCUUUCUCUGCCAUUGCUGGGACUGCUGUAAUCAAGGACGAGCUUCUUCAAUAUUUGUGUUCACACUGCUGCACUCUACUGAUGAAGUGUGUCUCGUUCAGGAAGAUGUGUCUCCGAUCUCCACAACGGCUCAUGCCAGCGUUGCUGAGAGGACUGCUAAACACAGACUACAUUCGUAGUAUAAAUCAGCCUUCUCAACAUUGCAUCAAUUUAACCACAACUAAAGUUGAAACUAUCAACUACAUCCCUAAAGAUAUACAUGUUAUUGAGACUGCAUCGGAUAAUUAUAUAACAAUUAUGGAAACUCUAACACAAGACAUAAACUUUGACACAUCACUAGCAGAAAACAUAAAAGAUGAACCAAACAUAGAUAUGGUUGACAUAAAUAAUAUAUUAAACCAAACUGAUGAUAUAGUAGAAUUCGACAUUGAAGUAGACGAAGAAAGUAAUGUAAAAGACGAAAAUGGAUUAAAAGGUAGGAAUAAAAAUAUUAAAACAGAAAACGGUGGAACAGGAGCCAAAUUUAAGAUAGAAAUAGAUAAUGAAAAUGGUGAUGUAAUUAAUGUUAGUAGAAUUAAAUCAGUUAUGGAUGGAGGUAUUGUAAAUGAAAAUGAAGAUAUAGGUGAUGUCGAUGUCAGUCUAAAAAAUGAAUCAAAUUUAGUAAUUGGAGACCAUAUUAAGAAUAUAAAUGAUGUCAGUAGUAUACAGAAUGUUAAAACUUCAGUAAAAAAGCGAAAAGGAAACGGUAGUACACAAAACGCUAACAAUUUAGUAAAGAAGCGUAAAAGUAAUAAAAAGGAGGAGAAAACUGAAAGUAAACUUAGUGAAAAAAAUACGGGUGUCAAACCGAAACGCACGAGGAAAAGAAUAAGAAACGAAAAGGAAGAAAUGAGAAAAAAUAAGAUUUUCGAAAGUGAUUAUUCAGUGGAAAUAGUUUUUUUGAGCAAGGAAGAGCAACUGGCUGAGGUGACGGCGCGCAGGGAGGGCAGGAACUACUUGGAGUCUCAUUUCAAGUGCGAGGAGUGUUACAAAGGGUUCGAAAUGAGGCCCGCUUAUGAGAAUCAUAUGCAGCGGCACAGUCCUGGCACUGGUCCGUACUCUUGCGAGAUCUGCGCCGUGCGCUUCCAAUGCGACAGAAGGAGGAGAGGUCACCAGAAUCUGCAUCGGUUGAAGCUGCUCUGCACGCUGUGCGACUUUGUCUCAAGAACCAAGUCCCAGGCGAUGCUCCACUACGGUCUUCACGCGGGCCGAGUGUACCAGUGCGAGCACUGCGACAAGAGCUUCGAAAAGAGUACGUCAUACUUUUCUCACGUGCGCACCAACCACCUCGCGACUAACGUGGCGUGCGACGAGUGUGGCGAGGUGUUUGUCAGUAGCAACGGGCUCAAACAACACAAGACGAAAACACAUGCCAAGAAAAUCAAGUGCGAAACAUGCUCAGCGAUGUUUGUGAGCUUAGCCGCUCUGGACAGACAUACGGACACGGCCGGCGAGCAUACGGGCCUGUGGCCGUGCGAGCAGUGCGGCGAGAACUGUGCGAGCGAGGAGGCGCUACACGAGCAUGUGGGGAGGACACAUCCGACAGUGUCGAUUCAAUGUGAUGAGUGCUCGAUAUCGUUCCCGACGGCUGAAGCUUACACGACUCACGUGUCGCGCUCGCAUCUCCAGCAGAAGAGGAAGGACACGCGACAGGGAAAGUAUUAUAAGCAGAAGGCCUCAGAGAAGAUAAAGAAGAUAAAGGCUAUGUGCGAGUUGUGUGGACACAAAGUGACGACCCCAGCGCUGCUGAAACAACACAAUCAACUGAAACACCAGGAGCCAAAACCAUAUGCCUGCAACGACUGCCCGAAGGCGUUCACCUCGAAAGGAAAUUUAAUUAUUCAUAUCCGCUCGCACACGGGCGAGAAACCUUACAAGUGUAAGCGCUGCCCGAGUGCCUUCACCGUGAAGAGUAACCUCAAACGACACCAUAAGACAAUGCACCUGGGCAUCCACGGCUGCUUCGCGUGCAACAUCUGUGGGACCACGCUGACCACCAAGUUCAUGCUGCGCACCCACAUCGAGUCCAAACAUGGCGGCCGAGGCUGGCCGAGAGGCCGCAAACGGCAACAGGCGCGGUAAUUAAAAUAGAAAUGAACCGUAAUAAAGAUGAACUGCAACCGCAGUUUGGCGAGGAAUAUAAUUGGCAGAAAAUUGUUGUGU
This is a messenger RNA of Cydia splendana, 2504 nucleotides long. RefSeq names its product zinc finger protein 82-like. Gene Ontology annotation, cellular component: nucleus. Gene Ontology annotation, biological process: regulation of transcription by RNA polymerase II. The record is from RefSeq and is a predicted model, not a curated record. Gene Ontology annotation, molecular function: DNA-binding transcription activator activity, RNA polymerase II-specific; zinc ion binding; RNA polymerase II cis-regulatory region sequence-specific DNA binding. The coding region runs from base 159 to 2423 and encodes 754 amino acids. The transcript is spliced from 12 exons. NCBI's taxonomy places the organism in Eukaryota, Metazoa, Arthropoda, Insecta, Lepidoptera, Tortricidae.